Messenger RNA from Ostrea edulis (European flat oyster), 6083 nucleotides. Its product is annotated as organic solute transporter subunit alpha-like. Gene Ontology annotation, molecular function: transporter activity. Bases 265 to 1266 code for a protein of 333 amino acids. Gene Ontology annotation, biological process: transport. The transcript is spliced from 8 exons. Lineage: Eukaryota; Metazoa; Mollusca; Bivalvia; Ostreida; Ostreidae. The record is from RefSeq and is a predicted model, not a curated record.
UAUUGCUAUUGUGGAAUUUGAAGAACAGAUAAAUUGACAAUGGAGAAGGACAAAAAACAACAGAGCCAAGGAAAUUCCACAGCAAAAACGCAUCGCCCCUCCACUGGCCGCCAUAUUGUUUACCCAAGCUACUUUAAACUGGUUCUCUAGAAGUUAUAUUUUUUUUGUGACAACAGAACCAGAUUAUAACUUAGUAGGGCUGGACACUAGGCCUAAUUGACAAAGCAGUAAAAAUAUCUAAAGACCUACGCAAAACUCUACGCCAUGAAUAACGAGAGUAAAGAAAUUGACUGUACCCAGACAGUAAAGGAUUUUCCCGUGUCGUCUGUUCUGUUUUCGGAACUGGAGAAACAACCUGCGAUCUUAGGUUUAACUAUUACAGCAGCUGUGAUGUGUCUAACAACGGUAGUCCUGUACUUUGAGACAUUCAAGUUCAUUCAUGGUCAUGGUCAUCUACAGGGAAUCAAAAUCAACAAACACAAAGUCCUCAUAAUGGUGGGACUCUACCCAUUGGUCUCGUGUGCUUGUAUGCUGUCACUUGUACUACCACGUACAACAAUGAUCGCAGAACUUAUGAUUGCUAUGUACAUGUCCCUUUGUAUUCUGAUGUUUGUGAGGCUGGUUGUUGACUACAUGGGGGGAUUUAAGGCAGUGUGUAAGGAGAUGGAGGGGGAGAGCAUGUCCUUCAGAACCCCUCCCUGCUGCUGUUGUUGCUGCUGCCCCGGUUUACGGAAGCAGACUGUCAAUAGGCUCAACCUAAAAAGAGUGAACCUGAUGACCCUGCAAGGUGCUGUUAUACGACCGAUCAUCACUGUCAUAGCCAUGAUUCUCUGGGCUGAUGAACGCUACAUCUUGGGAGAAGAUAUGAGCCCAACAGCCGCCUCUAUGUACAUUAAUCUGUUUGGUGCUGUGUCCAGUCUGGUGUCCAUGUGGGCAAUGACGGUCACUUUUAGAACCCUGAAAGAUCGAUUACAGGACUACAAAAUUGGGAUGAAGUUUGCUGCUCUUCAGUUGACCAUUGUAGUGGUCAACAUCCAAGGCUCUGUUUUUCAGAUUCUGGCUCGUUACAACAUUCCAGAGUGUGUCAGGGUCCUAAGCUCCACUGUGCGGGCAUACAGGUCCAACUAUUUCCUGUUGGUUUUAGAGAUGCUACUCCUGAUGAUUUUUGCCAGAUUUGCCUUCAAAAGGAAAGAGGAGAUCUACAUGUCACAGAAUGCAGAGGUAAAUAAGACAGACAAACAGCCAGAACUCCAGACUCAGCUCUGAACUCAGUACACCAUGUUCCUCUCAAUGAUACCAAACCAUGGUGUCUACUACAGACUAAUCUUUUCUACGUUGUUUAUCAUUAAUCAGUUACAAGUAUCUCGGAAAAUUCUCAAAUAUUCGUAAUAUGUAAUGGUGUGCCUUUGCCAAAUUAUUCUGAUCUCAAAUUAGACAGAUUUGUUCAAUAUUUUAUACAUUGUUUGACACAAUCAUAUGACAGAUUUUUACAGUAUGAGAUUCAAUUUAUUAUAUAUGAUUAGCACAAUCAAGUGAUCCAUGUUAUACUGAUAAUGUGAAAUUAGACAGAUUUGUACAGCAUUAGAUGCUUUUUAUGACAUGUCUUGUGAUGUAAUACUAAAUACUUAUAUUGUGAAACAAUGUGAUGAAGAAGUGAUAUGUUUGUAUAAAUACUAUAAAGUAUGAAUUUUUACAUAUUAUGUAUGUCAAUCUAUUCAGAAAAGAUUGUUUGAUCUGCUUAAUACUAGAUUGCUACACAAAAACCCAAAAGUGGUGAGCUGAAGGAGUGGGUCAAAAGAUCUAAAUUCAAAGUAGAUUGCUUAUUGUAUUGUACUCAGUGCAUAUACAAUAUCUGUGGCAGAAAAUCUUGUAUUGUUGUAGUAAUGUUUAGGUUGUGUAUGUUUUGUUUCUAAUAUUGUUUUAUUGCAAAUGACUGCUUUCACAGGUUGAAUUAAAACUUGCUGUUUUGUGAAAACUGCAGAUCAUGAUAAAUUUUGUAUUGGUUUUACAAAAACUAUGUCCCUUUUUAUGAAGUUAGACACAUGGUACAUGUAUAUAGGAUUUUUUCAUCUAACUCCUCUCUGUUUUCAAGGUAGGUCCUUAUCAUUUCACAUAUUGUUUUGAAGGUAUUGAGAGUGUGUGUUUUGUUUGGAUUUAGAUUUUCUUAAUUUUCAUACAGGUUGCUGAAAAUUUCUACAUUAUGAUAUAGAGGGUGCAUGGUUUGCCCGUCUAACCCAUCACAGUUUUCAAGUUAGGACCUUAAUCAUUUCAUACAGUGUUUGUAUGGGUAGUGAAAAUAUGCACUUUACAUGGACUUUGAUUUUAUCAGUUUUCAUGGAAAUAGCAGAUUGUUGAAGUUAGUCAGUUUUUAAAAAAAAAUUUCUAUAUUGCAUCGCAGAUGGAGGAUACAUGAUUUAAUUGUCCAAUUCCUUUUAUAGUUUUUGAUAUAAGACCCUAUUAACAUUUCACUUGAUGUUUGUAUGGUUUUUCAAGAUGUACAUAAGUGGGUUUUCACAUGGAAGUAACGGGACAUUGGUGAAUUUCUGGGAGAAAUUGAAAAAAAAGAAAGUACAUAGCAUGUUGAGUUUUGAAUUUUGAGGAUAACUAUCAUGAUACUUGAUAUACAGCAUCAUAGCUAUGAACUGCAGCACCAUAUCACAUUUCAAGGAAUGUCUCUUUGACAGUUUUUGGUUGAUCAGAUACUGUUUUAUAAAGUGCUAUGAACAAUGGACUUAAGGGUACAUAAUUUCACAUUUCAAGGAAUGUCUCUUUCACAAUUUUUGGUUGAUUAGAUACUGUUUUAUAAAGUGCUAGGAAUAAUGGACUUCCGGGUACAUAAUGAGCUCCGAACAGAUAUAUUUUGUAACGGUGGUGGCACUUGUCAUAUGAUUUCUGACUAACAUUCAAUGGAAAUUAUAUUUCUUAAUAUUUCAAAAUAUUUCUAUCUUUUAACUUAUGAUAUCUUCUCUACCACAGAUGACAGAUAACCUGCAGACAUCAUAGAGUAAGCAACACACAUGUAGUGUUAGACUGCUAGCUGCUAUGUUCUCCUUACUCUAAGCUUUUGACAUUAACAGGUGUUUCAAUGAUAUUAUGAAUCAGUAAUGUACAUUCUAUGUUGAGUUACAGGAUGGGUGCACCUUGGGAUGCAUGCAGGGUAUUUUCUUUCUUGAAAACAUAAUUGGAUAUAAUGGAGCUGUAAACAGUAAAUAUUACACUAACACAAAAUGCAGUGAAACAUAGUUAGAAAAGAAGGUACAAGACUAGGAUAGCAUGCAAAGGUUCCUAGUGAUUGUUUAAAUUACCACUUGGUUUGCUGUCAUACAAGUAGAGUGCAAGUUUGCUGACAGUUAGCCUUGCAUAUUUCUCUUUUAGGCCUAAUUCAAAUUUCUCUCUUGCUUUAUAAACAUGUAUGAAAUUUCCAUCUUUAAAAUACUGCAUGUACAGAAUCUUUUAAAAAUGAAGAAAUAUAUGAAUGAAAAAUUCAUAUACAAAAUCCAAUUCUUUAAACCUUUAAGGUGACGAGUACAUACUUAGAAUUGCUGUAAAAAUUGUGAAAACAUAAGUGUUUUAUACAUUAUUACUUCUAUUUUCUUUUAUUGUGUCCAAAUUAAUAGUGACGCUUUUUAAAUGUUAAAUGCAUCAAUUUCUUACACAUUCAUUUCCUGGUAUUAUUGCUGUUUUUGUGUACAAAACAAAUUAUUGUUGAUUGCUUGAUUAUCAAAUUUUUUUUAAAAUAUCAUGCUCCAUCUGUGAUUUACUGAGAAAAUAGUUACAUAUGGAUGUAGGAUUGUACAAAAUAUUUUUAGCUCACCUUAUUUGCAGGAUAUUAUUUAUUGAUGAUGUACAGCAUGGUGGUUUUUGAGAAAGGAGUCAUACUAUCACUUGACUCAAAUGUGAGGAAAUGUUUUUGGUAUACAUGUACAUUAAUAAUCAAUGUCAUAUAUCACAUGUAUUUAUUGUAAGUAUCACUGAACACUUCAUAUAUGACAUAUGUAUUCGUUUUAAGUGUCACUGAAUAUGGUAUAGAUAAGUAUGAAAAUGACAUUGUUUUAAAGAAAAUACACACACACAGGGAUAUAGGGCAUUAUUUUUACUUUGAUAUUCUAAAUGUUGACUUCAUUAUUGUCUUCUACCUCCCACCAAAGACCAAAUACAUUUUUCAGAUUUGGUCUGAAUGUUUAGUCAACAAUUACCGCAUUUUGUGUUCAUAUUAUUUUUUUUCCAUGUUACCAUGUAUGAAUGUAGCCCAUUGAUGAGGCAGAUGAAAAAGACUACAUUUGUUGUACUGUUUUGUAUUUCAAUAUUUUUGCUUCAUUUAAACAAACAGAACAAUGGUAUCUCUUCCUGUUUUAGCAAUGACAUCAUCCAUUCCUCAAACAUAUUCUUUAGUGUAUGUUUUUAUAUCUCCCAUAUUACAAAUAUCCUAGGCAAAUAUUCCUUAUAUAUAUUUAAUUUAACUAGUUUCUUCUUUAAAUACAUUGGCUCAAGUGAGCUUUUCUGAUCAAAAUUUGUCAAAGUUGGUUGUUUUCUUUAUAAACUUCUUAUAUGUUUUACUUCUUCUGGACGAUAUAACCAUUUUCAACCUUUGGUACAAAAUAUCCAUUGAAGGAAAUUCAAGUUUUCUAAAGUGAAGGGACAUGUCCUUUUCCAAGGAAAGACACCGGUAAUUAGGAGUAGUGAAAAUAAAGGUGGGGCGUUUAAAAAAUCUUCCCAAGACCACUAAACCAACCCUCACCUCAGACCUCCAGAUUUCUGUAUAUUUUUUCCAUAUUUUGAAUGCAGAAAAAAUAUGGGAGAAAAUGGGUAAACUUUAGAAAAUAAGGAAAUGAAGAAAAAUAUGGAAAUGUGACCAGAGUGAAGUUCUUAGGAAAAAAUUUCAUCUGGAAAAAAUACAAGGCCCUUUUUUACAAAAGCACUUAUGAUUAACAUCAAAAUCUUCUUUUGCAAUUUCUUUCUUUAAAUUGUGAUUUUAAUGGGAAUAAGAUUUAGUUAUGUAAUUUGAUUUGAAUAUAAUCUCACAAAAUUAAUAAAGUUGACGAGUUUUUAGAAUAAUGUAAUAUUUUUAGUCUUAGUUGUAAGUUCCUUUGUAAAAAGGGGUCCAGAGCUCUGGACUUGCAAACAAUUUGGUCAAAUUGAUACAGAUAUUAAACAUCUGUGUAUUGAAAUAUUCAGAUGAUUUUCUUAUUUGAUAAAAAAAGUAAUCUGAACAUUUCUUCUGGAAAAUAUUUCUAAACUUCAAACAUAAUACAAUUUAUAUGAAAGAAAUGAAACUAAAUUAAACUUGGUGUUGUAGUUUUAAAUUAAAAAAUAAAUAAAUAAAAAAAGUCUGGCUAUAUAUAAAAGCAUGUUGAAUGUUAUGAAAUUUAAUUAAUACAAAUGCAUCAUUAAACUGUUUGACAGAAAUUAACUUCUUGAACUGUAUAAAGCAUUCAUGGAUUCCUCUUCUUUACUUGGGUACAAGUACAAUCUCUUCACAUUUCACUGUCUGAUACAUCUUUCUGUUGCAAAAUCUAUUCUUGGAUUUCCUCAUUCACUGAACAUUUUGAUGUCCCAACAACACUGCGAUGGUAAACUUGAAAACCCUUUGGUAAACUUCCCACACUUCCUCUCAGCAUGUCUUUGAAGAGAGAUUUAACCUUGCCUUCUAUGUUCCAUAAUUUAAAAAAAAUACAUGCACAUUUUGUGCUUAUCAUCAAAUUUUUCUUUGUAAGCAAAGUGUACUAUUCAGGUGAGUGUUGUGGCUUAUUGACCUCUUCCUAUUUUAGAUCGAAGCAAUCUAAUUGAAUCGGCUACCGCUUCUCAAACUUUGAGAAGUGGUAGCGGGUUCAAAACAGCUAUUUUUAAUUAGAUUGAGGUUGAAGGAUCAUUGCACUGGAGAGAUUAAAACAGCCUAGGUUUAUUACCGACUAGAUUGGUGAAUAUAUAAGCAUGAAGUAGAAUAAUGUCACAUUAUGUUAAUGUUAAAAUCUAAACAUAGAAAUCUCAGAUUUGGCAAAGACUCGGUCAGUCUGUUGUUUUGUUAACGUUGUUACAUAGUUUGAUACAUGUACAUGGUAUGGAAUAAAUUAGUUAAAAUAUUA